Lotus japonicus is the source of this 1196-nucleotide messenger RNA. Its product is annotated as cold-regulated 413 plasma membrane protein 4-like. Bases 390 to 1196 code for a protein of 268 amino acids. The transcript is spliced from 5 exons. Lineage: Eukaryota; Viridiplantae; Streptophyta; Magnoliopsida; Fabales; Fabaceae. Gene Ontology annotation, cellular component: membrane. The record is from RefSeq and is a predicted model, not a curated record.
CAGAGAGAAUAUGUUUUUGUCGACUGCACGUGAAUUAAAGAAGAAACUAGUGGGAAACAAAUCCUCGGAAGUCCAAACGGUAGAACGAAAAAAAAAACAUGAGUGUUCAGAUUACACUGAAAAGACUUGGUAUAGAACUUCAUUAAUUCACCAAAAAAAAAAAAAAAGACUUGGUAUAGAACAAGGUGCAAGCAUGCGUAUCCAGCACCAAGUGAUUAAUGUUGCGGCUGAAUCGUUAUUCUCCACGUAGCCUUUUCUUCUCGAAAGUGUAAAAAACGGUCAAUGACAAUCUCUCUAUAUUUCUCCUUCUUCUACUCAACGCUGUAUUUCACUUUCAUCUUCGUCUCUUAGUCCUUUGCAUUGUAGUGCAAGUGCUCACUUGGUGAUGAAUGAUGAUGGCGGUUUUUCAAGAUGAAGUAGCGAAAUUGAUCAGCUCUGAUCUCACCGACCUUGUUGCAGCUGCUUAUAAACUUGCUAAACAUGUCAUGAUCCUUGGUGUCUCACCUUUUGGAGUUUCACUCAUGGCUUCCAUUGCUGCUAUUUAUUUGUUGAUUUUGAAUCACACUUACUUGAAAUGGAUGAGGGAGAUUCGUACAUCACUACUCAUUCCAUACAUUUUCUUCAGCUUGCCUUCAUGUAUUUUCGGCAUUUUCAGGGCAGAGUUUGGGAAAUGGAUUGCUCUCAUUGCUGUAGUAUUGCGGCUUUUCUUUCCAAAGAAUUUCCCUGAUUGGUUGGAAUUGCCUUCGGCUUUGAUCCUUCUAAUUGUUGUAGCUCCUGAUCAAUUUGCAAACACCUAUAGAAGCAAUGCCGUUGGGGUGGCAAUAUGCCUUGUCAUUGUAUGGUAUGUUACGAAAAAAUACAUUCAAGCUUGGAGUGAGUUACAGGCAUUCUACAAUCGUAAAGAGACCUUCAACAAAUCAAUUGUAGUUGCACCUCCGUAUUCAAUGGCUUCCUUCGCUCCUUAUAGAGUUAUAGUUAUAGUGAUGGUGAGCAGAGGGCAAGGAGGGGCGGCAGCGAGGGGCUCGCAAGGUGAAUUGACAACAUUCUUCUCCUAUUUCCUAGAGACUCAUGGUGAGGAGGAAAUGUGGCAGUUUUUCCAUAGAUGGGGGAAGGUCUGGGAGAUUUACAUACCCAAAAGAAGGAACAUAUCAGGGCAGAGAUUUGGGUUUGGGAAUGUUUACGGUGAUAUUUGGUAA